GAGGCUGAGUUUCUGAACCCAGGGCGGUCUGCGGUUUGGUGGCGAAGCGAUGACGAUGUCCGCAAAUGCGCAGCACACGUGGGAGAAACUCUGUGGGAACGGCGGCGAGGGAAUGUUCGAGGCUCGGGCAAGCCGACACGGCCAAGCGACCGGAGAGGUUGAUAGAGACAAGACGGGCUUGCUCAGGUGGGCAGUUCGCACCGAUAGCCUCGACGACAAUGUCCGUAUCCUCAAACUCGAGUAUAUCCGAUCCACCCAUAUCCCAUUCUUCAACAAGUGUCCAGCCGUCUUGGGUACUGUGGGCUGGCCUGGGCCUCUUAUUGCUCGCGGCUCUGGGUGCUUGUGUGGCACUGUACAUCCGAUGGCUGGGGAGGGGAGGCACAUUCAAAUCACUCUUUAGCUUCGGCGGCCCAACCCGAAAGCGGCGCAGCCAGAGACAGAGCUACGAUCCCCUUGGAGACAGCCUCACCUUCGACCACGAGCUACGAGUCAAUGCCGGUGGCUCAUACAACUUUGCAGGGUGGGUUCCGAAGCAUGUCGGACAAACCAAGUUCCGUACGACGCCAAAAACUCCUGAGAACACAAAGCCCGAUAUCCGCAUUGUGAGGUCCAUGCCCUUGGACGAGCCUCUGCUGCGUUUGCAAGCCGGACAAACAACAGACGUGGCUGAUGCCAUCAUCACUAUUCCCGCCGAGACGGACGACACCGACGAACUUGUGAGAUGGUACGUGGAAGAUACGGUUAUUGGGCCUAUGAGUUGCGUCGCUAAUCCAAUGUUUCGUGGGGGGGGGACAUAUUCGAAAAUGCCUUCCAGGGCCGAGGAGAACUUGCCCCAUUGA
Messenger RNA from Polychytrium aggregatum, 839 nucleotides. RefSeq lists its product as uncharacterized. The coding region runs from base 66 to 839 and encodes 257 amino acids. The record is from RefSeq and is a predicted model, not a curated record. NCBI's taxonomy places the organism in Eukaryota, Fungi, Chytridiomycota, Chytridiomycetes, Polychytriales. The transcript has 2 exons.